Messenger RNA from Ostrinia nubilalis (European corn borer), 1455 nucleotides. RefSeq names its product pickpocket protein 28-like. Gene Ontology annotation, cellular component: plasma membrane. The transcript has 9 exons. The record is from RefSeq and is a predicted model, not a curated record. The coding region runs from base 1 to 1455 and encodes 484 amino acids. NCBI's taxonomy places the organism in Eukaryota, Metazoa, Arthropoda, Insecta, Lepidoptera, Crambidae. Gene Ontology annotation, biological process: sodium ion transmembrane transport. Gene Ontology annotation, molecular function: ligand-gated sodium channel activity.
AUGAACCAAAAACGUAAUCUAUCGUUAAGUGAAUCUAUAACUUAUGCGAACUACUUUCGCGAUUACUACAAAAAGGACUUCCAGUACAUAAGCCCUGACAUGUUGAAAGCCAAUCAGGUCAACCACCAUGGGUAUGAGAGGAACUGCACGGGAGUUGUCAAUAUGUGGAUGAAGGAAGUCACGGCUGGAGUGAAACAGUUCUUUUAUGGAGGCACGCUGCAUGGGGUCAAGUACAUUUUCGAACCUACCUUCAGUCGCAAGGAGCGUGCUACCUGGAUCGUCAUCGUGGUCGUCAGCAUCGCCUUCUGCGCCGCCAACAUCAUCAAGUUAUUCUCCAAGUGGACCUCCACCCCGUUCGUCAACGUCAUGGACUCUCUGCCCACUCCUAUCUGGGCUGUGCCCUUCCCAACUGUGGUGCUCUGCCCUCAUCUUCAUGUGAAACUGUCUUACGCUAACGUUUUGAAACUUGGACGCGAUCUUGUGAAGAGCUGCAACUGGCCUGCCAAGCAUGACACCAGAUGGGUCACUAGCGAAUGCUGCGAGAAGUACUUCAUGCCGAUCUUCACCGACUAUGGCCUGUGCUACGCGUUUAACAGCUUGCCGCUGAAUGGCAUGAGAAACGACACCAUAUCCUGGCAAAGGAGCUUCAACCGUCACGCAGCACCCAGUUCCCUGCUAUGGGGUUUAGACGUGGGGUACCCUAAGGUGUUUCCUCCAGACCCCAGCAUGCAGCCGCUCAGGGUCAUGGUCUCUGGAGAGGACUACGGGCUGGGGGUGGAACUGUACCUCAACAUCAGCGAGCAUCAGCACGCUUGUGAUGGCAACAGUCUGGGAUUUACUGUCCUAAUUAGGUCUCCAACAAACCACGUGUACACCAGCACCGUUCUACGUCUGCCCAUGGACAGGAUGACCACCAUAGAAGUGUCCCCCAUAACCUACAAGACUGACUCAGCCCUGAGGUCUUUGGCUCCAGACCAGAGGCAGUGCUUCUUCCAGAAUGAGAGGAAGUUGGAAUAUUAUGAGUUCUAUACCGGCAGUAAUUGUAAACACGAUAUCUUUGUGAGAGAGUCGAAGAGGCUGUGCAAUUGUACUCUUUACAACUGGCCUCGGAAAAACGCUUCAGAGCCAGUUUGCUCUACGACAAAGGAUUUUGAAUGCAUUGAUGAUGUCAAAGGCAAGGUAGAAGAACAACAAAUCUACGCGUAUUACGCAGAGUGUGAGGAGGGCAAAGGUUCUGGCGAGCCGGCCUCCUGCCAUCCCUCGUGCAAUGACGUCAUCUAUGACAGCCAGGUGUACUACUCCGAUCUUAUCAAGGAGCCAGGGGACCCGUCGCCAGUUUGGGGGCGCCCUAAAAAAGGGGAGCUGACGCAGAUCAACGUGCAUUUCUACGAAGAUAUGUUCUUGGGCCAGCAUAGACAUGCGCAGUAUGAUGAUUACUAUUUUGCUGGAAUUUGA